AUGGCAAGCAGGCAGCUUAUAAUCCUCAUUUCAACCCUCCUCCUCAUCCGACUGGCCUUCCCUUCCAUAGCAGCCACUGAAUAUGACCCGAAAAAGCCUGAGGAAGCGCAGAAGAAAAUCGACGUGGUGGUGGAAGGCAUGAUCUAUUGCCAGAGCUGUGACCACUAUGGAACAUGGUCCUUGACUGAUGCUGAGCCAAUCCCUUCAGCUAAAGUCAGUGUCAUCUGCAAAAAUCACAAAGACCAAGUCAGCUUCUACAAGGCUUUUGUCACAGACCUUAAAGGCUACUUCUAUGCUCAGCUUGAAGGAUUCAAAAUGGCGCAUUCUAUAUUGGACCAUCCCCUCCAUGGGUGCCAUGUGAAGCUAGUUUCUUCUCCUCUUGCCAAUUGCAGUGACCUCAGUAAUGUCAAUAACGGUCUCUAUGGUGCCCCUCUUCGUUCUGAAAACAAGAGAUUGUUGGGUAGGAAUUAUGAGGCAGUUAUAUAUGCUGCAGGGCCUUUGGCUUUCCGUCCUUCUCAUUGCUCCAAUACUCACUCUUGA
Messenger RNA from Prunus armeniaca (apricot), 540 nucleotides. NCBI's taxonomy places the organism in Eukaryota, Viridiplantae, Streptophyta, Magnoliopsida, Rosales, Rosaceae. The record is from the annotation of a GenBank genome assembly.